This is a messenger RNA of Colossoma macropomum (tambaqui), 876 nucleotides long. Its product is annotated as tribbles homolog 2-like. NCBI's taxonomy places the organism in Eukaryota, Metazoa, Chordata, Actinopteri, Characiformes, Serrasalmidae. The transcript is spliced from 3 exons. The record is from RefSeq and is a predicted model, not a curated record. Bases 1 to 876 code for a protein of 291 amino acids. Gene Ontology annotation, cellular component: nucleus. Gene Ontology annotation, biological process: regulation of MAP kinase activity; protein phosphorylation; positive regulation of proteasomal ubiquitin-dependent protein catabolic process. Gene Ontology annotation, molecular function: ATP binding; mitogen-activated protein kinase kinase binding; protein kinase activity.
AUGCCCUCUCCUCUUCGUACAGAACCUCUCAGUUGUCCGAAUGGUCUCCAAGUUGGUAAAAAUGUGUUAUUUGAGACUGUGGGAGAAAACGAGUUCAGAGCAGCUAAUCUGCACAGCGGCCAGCAGCUCGUGUGUAAGAUUUUUCCCAUCUCUAGAUAUUUGCGGUCAGUGGCCGUCUACCAUCACCUUCCUGUCCACCCCAACCUCAGCCAGCUCACAGAAACUGUUGUUGGGGAAACAAUGGCUUAUGUGUUCUUUGAUCUUGUGAGUUAUGGAAACAUGCGCACGUAUGUUCAGACCUCCAGAAGCUUAGAUGAAGAUGAAGCUUCACGACUCUUUCAUCAGAUGGUGUCUGUUGUGGCACAUUGUCACAACAAUGAUGUUGUUCUGCGAGACCUGAAAUUAAGAAAAUUUGUCUUUAAAAAUCAAGAGAGGACUAUGUUGACUCUGUCCAACCUUGAAGAUGCACAUAUGAUGGAAAAAGGUGAUGAUUCUGUAUAUGGCAAGCACGGCUGCCCUGUCUAUGUCAGUCCAGAGGGCCUACGGGCAGAGGGCAAGUACUCAGGGAAAGCAGCAGAUGUAUGGAGUCUUGGAGUUAUGUUAUACACCAUUCUUGUUGGGCGUUACCCUUUCAGUGACUCAAACUCCAACAUCCUCUUCAGUAAAAUCCAGAGGUGUAAGUUCAGUCUUCCAGACACCCUCUCGCCUAAAGCCAUGUGUCUGAUACGGAGCAUCCUUCGAUUGGACCCUACAGAACGUCUAACGGCACAGGAAAUCUUGGACCAUCCUUGGUUUUCCUCUCCUAACUCUCAGAAAGUGUGGAGGAGUAUGUUCUAUCAAGAUGAUGAUCAAAUGGUUCCAGAAUUUUGUAGCUAA